Messenger RNA from Cajanus cajan (pigeon pea), 1468 nucleotides. RefSeq names its product retrovirus-related Pol polyprotein from transposon RE1. Lineage: Eukaryota; Viridiplantae; Streptophyta; Magnoliopsida; Fabales; Fabaceae. The record is from RefSeq and is a predicted model, not a curated record.
CUCAUUCACCUACACACAGUUCUUCACCAAACUCUCCCCCACAGAAUGCACCAGAUUCACCUCCACAGAAUCCACCUCCUCCUCCAUUAAGGCAAUCAGAUAGAAUCAAGAAAUGGCCAACUAAAUAUAAAGACUUUCACUGUGGCUACAAUGCUAACCAAUCUCCUCCAGGUAAAUACACCACUCCUCAUCCUUUGUCUAAAUCACUUUCUUAUGACCAUUGUUCUUCAUCCUAUAAAACUUUCUGUUCUAACAUUAAUGCCCAAACCCAAAUCUUAUUAUGAGGCUUUCACAAUUUCCUUGCUGGAAUAAUGCUAUGAAAGCUGAAAUUACUGCUCUAGAAAAGACAAACACUUGGAUUUUGGUUGAACUUCCUCCUGGAAAACAUCCUAUUGGUUGCAAGUGGGUUUAUAAGAUUAAGCAUAAACCAGAUGGCAGCAUAGAGAGGUACAAGGCUCGUUUGGUUGCUAAAGGCUUCACCCAAUUGGAAGGCAUUGAUUACUUUGAAACCUUCUCUCCAGUUGCCAAAAUCACCACAUUCAGAGUUUUGUUAGCUCUUGCAGCAGCCAAGGGUUGGCACUUACAACAGUUAGAUGUGAAUAAUGCAUUCCUUCAUGGUGAUUUAGAUGAGGAAGUAUAUAUGAAACUACCUCCUGGACUCACUGCUGAUUCUCCUAAUCAAGUGUGUAAAUUGCAGAGAUCCUUGUAUGGCUUGAAACAAGCCAGUAGACAAUGGCAUUCUAAACUCACUACUGCUCUUCUCUCCCUAGGCUACACUCAAUCAAUGGCAGACCAUUCAUUAUUUGUUAAAAAUACAGGAUCUUCAUUUACUGCUCUACUAGUAUAUGUGGAUGAUAUUUUGCUUACAGGUACUGAUUUAGCAGAAAUUAAUCAUGUGAAGAAGUACCUAGAUGAUCAAUUCAGCAUUAAGGAUUUAAGUGAUCUGAGAUACUUUCUCGGCUUAGAAGUUUCUAAAUCAGCCAAAGGGAUUGUUCUAAACCAGAGAAAAUAUGUUUUGGAUAUCUUAUCAGAUGCUGGUCUAUUAGGAGCUAAACCUGCUGCCACUCCUAUGGAUCCUUCUACAAAAUUACAGGCUGACAAAGGGAUUGCAUAUACUGAUCCUGCAGAAUUCAGAAGAAUCAUUGGUAAAUUGAUCUAUCUCACAACUACUAGACCAGACAUCUCCUAUGCAGUCCAACAGGUCAGUCAAUAUGUCUCUAAUCCACUUGAUUUACACUAUAAGGCUGCCAUUCGAAUCCUACGAUACUUAAAAGGUUGUCCUGGCAAGGGCUUGUUCUUCCCUUCUUCCAAUUCUCUUAAACCUUCUGCCUUUGCUGAUUCUGAUUGGGCAUGUUGUCUUGACACCAGACGCUCCGUGACUGGUUAUUGUAUAUUCCUAGGAGAUGCCUUGAUCUCGUGGAAAUCAAAGAAACAAGGUAUUAUUUCUAGAAGUUCAUCUGAAGCAUAA